Nicotiana attenuata is the source of this 2168-nucleotide messenger RNA. RefSeq names its product serine/threonine-protein kinase D6PK. Gene Ontology annotation, biological process: protein phosphorylation. The transcript is spliced from 2 exons. The coding region runs from base 149 to 1555 and encodes 468 amino acids. Gene Ontology annotation, cellular component: cytoplasm; nucleus; plasma membrane. Lineage: Eukaryota; Viridiplantae; Streptophyta; Magnoliopsida; Solanales; Solanaceae. Gene Ontology annotation, molecular function: protein serine/threonine kinase activity; ATP binding. The record is from RefSeq and is a predicted model, not a curated record.
AUCUACUACACGAGCAACGGACUUUACGUGGCCCAACUCCCCUAUUUCACGGCCCAAAGCUAAUUUCGCUCCCCGAGAAAAUUCACCUUCAAAAAGCUCUCCACUCUCUCUUCUUCUCUCAUUCUUCUUCUGCUUCGCCUGAGCCCAAAUGGAGCCAUGGCUCGAUGACUUAGCCGAUGACCUUCAAAGCAUCAGCUUCAACUCUACCACCACUUCCACCACCACUGACAUUAACCGCUCCACCAGUUCCGGUUCCGAAGCCACGUGGACUGCAACCACCGCCUCUUCCUCUUCCUCCUCCUUUAACCAACAUGUCAUUAAACCACGCGCCACCACUCCCUCCGGCGACCCUUACUGGGACGCCAUUACACGUGUCAUUUCCACUUCUCCUUCCUCGUUAAUUUCCCUCAACGACCUCCGCUUCCUCCAUCGCCUUGGCUCCGGCGACAUCGGUUCCGUAUAUCUAGCAGAAAUUAAAACUCCGGCGCCGGAAAGUUCGUCGAAGGCGUCGGCGGCAGCUUACUUCGCGGCGAAAGUUAUGGAUAAGAAGGAACUGGCGGGCCGUAAUAAGGAAGGAAGAGCGAGGACAGAACGGGAAAUACUCGAAAUGUUGGAUCAUCCUUUUCUACCGACGCUUUACGCCUCCAUUGAUUCGCCGAAAUGGUCGUGCUUGUUGACGGAGUUUUGCCCCGGCGGUGACCUUCACGUCCUCCGACAACGUCAGCCGGCCAAACGCUUCCCUGAAUCCGCCGUCAGGUUUUACGCGUCUGAGGUGGUGGUAGCAUUGGAGUACAUUCACAUGAUGGGAAUUGUUUACCGUGAUUUGAAACCUGAAAAUGUUUUGGUGCGAUCAGAUGGUCAUAUCAUGCUCACUGAUUUUGAUCUCUCCCUAAAAUGCGAUGACUCCACAUCAACACCAGCUCAAGUGAUUUCAAGCCAAAAUACGCCUAAUGGAACUCAACAAAAUGAGUACAAAAUUGAACCACCAAAAUUUACAUCUUCUUCAUGUAUCCUUCCUAACUGUAUAGUACCUGCUGUUUCAUGCUUCCACCCAAAAAGGAAGCGAAAGAAGAAGCCCGGCCAUCUCGGUGGGCCUGAAUUUGUUGCUGAACCAGUCGAUGUUCGAUCAAUGUCAUUCGUGGGAACUCACGAGUAUUUGGCACCAGAGAUCGUGUCAGGCGAAGGCCAUGGUAGUGCAGUUGAUUGGUGGACACUAGGGAUUUUCAUAUUUGAGUUGUUAUAUGGUGUAACACCCUUUAAGGGGAUAGACCAUGAACUAACACUAGCUAAUAUCGUGGCUCGAGCCCUUGAAUUCCCUAAAGAGCCAGCAAUCCCGACCCCAGCUAAAGACCUGAUAUCAUCACUACUUACAAAGGAUCCAGCUAGAAGGUUGGGGUCAACUAUGGGUGCCACAGCAAUCAAACACCAUCCAUUCUUCCAAGGAGUCAAUUGGGCACUUUUAAGAUGUACAUCACCACCAUUCACUCCUCCUCCCUUUAGUAAAGAAUUUCUGUCUGAUGGAAGUUGCCUUGAUACCCCAGUGGAAUACUACUAGUAGUGUGAAUAAAGAUUCAAAAGUCAAUUUUUGGACCAGAUAAGUUACAAACUUACAGCUUCAUUUCUUCUGGCUACAGAAAGGAAGAAAGAAAGCUAUUUGUGGUGGACUUUUCUUGGAGCUUAAUUACUUGGCUGGAGCCUGGAGAUAAUAGGCUAGCAAAUGAAUAUUUAUCAAUACAACAAUAUCUGGAAAUGACCCACCAAGGCGAAAUAUGAGGUUAUUGCAUUACAUCAAAAUCAUAGUUUUUGUUGUUGUUUGCUAGCCUAUGGCUCGCUUGCAAUAAUAGGUGGACAAAGGAAGGUUCAUUUUCCAUUCUUUUAUCUCAAAGUCAAUGGCUUUGUCGGAAACAUCGGAUCUUGACAAAAUACAUGUAGACAUGGAUACACAAUCAAAGGGCCGGUGGGCUGAGGGGUUUGGUUGGUUGGUGGGUGGUGGAGGUUGUAGAGUGGAUCAAGGAUGGCCCUGCCCCAUGUUUUUUGCUACUCUUGUUCUUUUCCUUAUGGAAAAGCAUGAUGUUUCCAUGUGAGUUGUUUAUUUAUUAGCAUUUGUAAGAUUGUAGGAUACUUAUGGGUGCCUUGUGAAUUUUUUUUAAUUAUAUAAAUGUCUUUAC